Messenger RNA from Anguilla rostrata (American eel), 8676 nucleotides. It is a transcript of the gene nol4lb, whose product is annotated as nucleolar protein 4-like b. The record is from RefSeq and is a predicted model, not a curated record. Lineage: Eukaryota; Metazoa; Chordata; Actinopteri; Anguilliformes; Anguillidae. The transcript is spliced from 11 exons. The coding region runs from base 810 to 2912 and encodes 700 amino acids.
GCAGUCCGCUUUGUGUUCAUUUCGGCUACGGGUACCGCACUUCCUGUUGCAUUUUUGGCGUCAGCUUUCCCUACCCCUCGACAGGGAUUUUAUGUGUAGGUGGUAGGAAUUUUUAAGUCUUUUAUAGGCUGUUUGUACGUGUAGUUAUCAUGCUGUUGGCUUUCAUUUAGCAUAUGAAGGAGAAUUCUCUGUAAUCCGCUUCCCUCCAUUCAUUGAGUUCGGGACGGUCGGACCUCAGGUCCGAUUCAAACAGGUGGAAGACGAUUCCAGGUGGAGUUUUAGGGGGGUGUAGACUUACCAGAUCGUUGCUUGUCUGUUAAAUCGGUCCUGUCCUAUUUAGGUACAGGUACAUACAAAUUGUGUCCGUUAAGGUAGAAAUGAGCAAAUACACGCGUUGUAACGUCAAUGUUGCGUUUAUUUUUCUUUGAAAUUUAGUAUUUAAAUUCAGGAAGCGAAGAUUUUUUUUAGCUAGCCAGGAGACCUUCACAGGUGGGACAUACCCGUUUCGUAGGACAGCCCCUUCUUUCAGUUCCUCAGCGUAGGAUGUGAUCACUGACAUUUGUUGUUGCCGUUUGGGACAGGAGGCGAAGCGUUUCUGCAAACAGGUGUGAGACCACACGAAUCUACAUAGUCAGCUAGCUUGCUAGCGACGAAUUUAUGUUUAUUCUGGGGUAAAUAUCAUUCCUAGUCGUGAGGCGUUCUUCCUUGUGAAAAGGGGAUAAAACAUUUAGCUAAAUUGAAAUUCGGGCAGGACUUGAAUUAUUUUGAGGCUAGCUAGCCAGAAAGACAUAUAAUACAUAGAGAAAGCAAUGUCAACAAAAAAAUCGUGCGUGGAUUUAAUGAAAAGGAGUAGGAGCCCUGUCGUGUCGGAGGCAGAGAUGUUCAACGAAUUUCAGGACUGGUGCCUCCGUACUUACGGGGACUCGGGUAAAACAAAGACGGUCACCCGGCGAAAAUACAACAAGAUUCUUCAGACUCUUUUACAGAACGACGAAUCGGGUGGCGUCUACAUCGAGAGCAACCACAUCAACGCCAAAUUCAAAUUCUGGGUGAAAUCCAAAGGUUUUCAGGUUGGGAGCAUUCAAGGCGACCACAAUGGAGCAUCUGGAAAACCGGUCCUUUACGUCCCCAUCAAGGCAACGUGCGUUGAUGGCGGCUCUGCUCAGGACAGCUCCUCCCUGAAGAGGGUGGCGGUGGUGGAGGACUUCUUCGACAUCAUCUACGCCAUGCACGUGGAGAUCGGCGCCGACCCCGGCAAAGCGCCCAAGCACGCCGGACAGAAGAAGACAUACAAAGCGAUCGCCGAGACGUACGCCUUCCUGCCCAGAGAGGCGGUGACCCGUUUCCUGAUGAGCUGUGGCGAGUGUCAGAAGAGGAUGCACAUCAACCCCAGCGGCGCCGAGUUCAAAGAGAACGACCGGCCGGCCUCCCUGGUGCCUGACCUCAUCGAUUACAACAUGCCGCUCACCACCACCUACCUGAAGCAGAUGAAGCUGCAGUUCAUGAACGCCAAUGAGCAGGAUGAGAGUUCAGUGAGCAGCGAGGAUUUUGAUAUGAGCGACCCCACAUGGAUAUCAGCUGAUCACGGCCCCGCGUCCGACCAGAGCCCCAGCCACGGAGAGAGAAUGCACAGCCCACAGAACGCGCACAAAGAGGAGGACGACGACUCCUCUUCAGAGAGCGGCAGUGGGAAUGGAAUGCACACCCUGACCCCUCCCUCAGCGGGCGGGGCAGCUCCGCCCGAGAGCGCUGGGGCGGGGCCUUACAGCGAGGUGAACGGGAACGGGGCGGCGGGGCCCCUGGAUUUCAGCACCACCUCCUCCUCGUCCUCCUCCGAGGACCAGCAGCCAAUCAACCUCAGCGAGCGGCUGCCCGCCGGGCCGAUGCUGGGCCCCUUCCAGCCCGACCCCCCCGACGGCUUGCGCAGGAAGUACCCCGGAAAACCUGGCCAGCCCGCAGACCUGCGCCACGACCGCGACGUCAGAGACUACGGCAACAAGUCUCCUCAGUACAGCUCAGGGAGCUAUGACUCAGUGAAGAUGGAGACUUUUCCAGAGGACCUGACCGUGAACCGGGCACAGGCUGCAGAUGAUGAUGAUGAUGACCAUGAUGACCACGAUGACAGCGACAAGAUGAAUGACACGGAGGGCGUGGACCCCGAGCGGCUAAAGGCUUUCAAUAUGUUUGUGAGGUUGUUUGUGGAUGAGAACCUGGACCGCAUGGUGCCCAUCUCCAAGCAGCCCAAGGAGAAGAUCCAGGCCAUCAUCGAGUCCUGCAGCCGCCAGUUCCCCGAGUUCCAGGAGCGCGCUCGCAAGCGCAUACGCACCUACCUCAAGUCCUGCCGUCGCAUGAAGAAGAAUGGCAUGGAGACACGACCCACGCCGCCUCACCUCACCUCCGCCAUGGCCGAGAACAUCCUGGCGGCCGCCUGCGAGAGCGAAUCACGCAAGGCCGCCAAGCGGAUGCGCCUAGACGUGUACCAGACCCACGACGAGCAGAUUUCACUGGACAAGCCGAGCUCGCGGGAGCCGGUCACCCUGGCGCACUCUGCGUACUCCCUGGCUGCCUCGGCCUACAACCAGGAUCAGCUCUACAUCAACGGUGGGCUCAACUACAGUUACCGUGGUUACGGAGGCCUAGGUGCCAGUAUGCAACACCCUGUCUCCCUGACAACCGGCACUGCACAGAGCAAUGGACCCACUGACCUCAGCAUGAAGUCUCUUGCGUCGAACUCCUCUUCGUCCAGCUCCAACAGCCACGGGCGGGGCGGGGGCAGCGGCGGCGCCUCGGCGCAGCUCAGCCCCACCGAGAUCACCGCCGUGCGCCAGCUGAUCGCCGGCUACCGCGAAUCGGCCGCCUUCCUGCUGCGCUCGGCCGACGAGCUGGAGAGCCUGAUCCUGCAGCAGAACUGAGCUGCGCCCCCCCCCCUUCCUCCUCCUCCUCCUCCUCCUCCUCCCCUCUCUCUCUCCUGCCAGACCGCCCCCAUACCCUACCCCCACCCCGGGACUACCUCCCAUCCUCUUCGUCCUCUUCUUCCUCAGCGCCCGCCCCUAGAGAGAAGGUGCACCUACCCCCCAUCCCCCCGCCCUUUGAUGUAGGCGCAGAGGGAGAGAGAGCGCCGCGGCGUAAGAACUGGGCCCCUUCUGCUCUUCAAGGUGGGAGCGCGGGGGGAUUGCGCGUUUCUCCAUCACUGUAAAAAAAAAUAGAGGAAAGGAAAAAGAGAUGAAAGAGGAGGCGCGGGAGCUGAGCUGAAUCUACCUAAAGGAGGCGUGGGGGUGCUGAACGCUGGAUGCCGCUGGACUGGGCCAGGGCCACAACCCCGCCCCCUUCCCCUCUGUCUCCUGACACUCUACGGUGCACAGCGCUAGUGAGGUUUAAAAAGUCCCCUUCACCAAUCACCCAAACCCCGUCCCCAAAGCAAAACACAGACUGUCCUUCAUUUCCAACUAAAACUUUCCUUAAUGACACAUAUUUUUAAUUUAAGUUAAUUUGUUUGUUUUAAAGGCCAUUGAAUUGAAUUUUGUUUGUUUGUUCCUAAGCCACUGAAAAGGGUGUGACUUAUCUUAAAGAUAGCACUAACUACAUGAAGACACUUUGAACAGAGGCUAAGGAGAUGAAAGAAAAGAGAAAAGACAAAGAAAGAGUGAAAGAAGAGAGGAACCUCUUGCUCGCUGUAAAUAAGCGCUCUCUGUGUUCUGAAGCACUUUCCCGUCACACAAACCUCACCUCCCCAUUGAGUAAUAAAGACUUUCCCGCCGGGAAUAACACUUAACUUAUGCAUAUUGAAACGCCAUUUUUUCACAUGGAAAUACCUCAAAUGUACUUACUGUCCCUGUAAACCUACUUUAUCCCAGCUGGUGUUAGAAAGCAAGAGUUUUGUUGUUUUAAGAAGCCCGCUAAAAAAAAAAGCAGCUCAGUAGAGAUUAAAAAAAUAAAUAUUGUUUCUGUAGUUCAAGUUUAAUCUUAAAAAGUCUUGUUUGUUCAGAUUAUAUAUGUAUAUAUUCAAACCGUACACAACGGCAGAAUUACAUGGAUAAAGAUAUGAAUAUUGAAAUUGAAGGGCUGGGUGUUAAGACAUGUUUUCUGUUGGAAACUGACUUUUCCCUGCUGAGAAUUGAGACUUUUUAGGUCUCUUUGUUUGUCGUCUCUCUAGUGACACGGUGGCCUCCCCAAUCCCGCAAGGCCAAAUUUAACCCCGCCCCCCAGCCCCCCAACGCACCGCACUCCGUGUCACCCUGUCCCUCUCGGAGUCUUUCUUCCCCCUCUCUAUCUCCCCGCCCCUUCCUCUUUUUGUCCUCAGUUCAGUUCAGUUCAGUUCACUUGUGGAAUUUACGGGGAAGAUACUGUACAUCUUUGUGUUCUGACUCUGAGAUGGCCAUUAACCCAUGUUGCUGCUAUGGACCGGACUGUUGCCACAGACCUGUAACCUCAAGCCAGGACACCAGCCUCCGGCUGAACCAGAGCACCUCAGACCCAUGCAAAAAUGCAAAAUGGACAAAAACAAAGACAAAAAAAGAAACUAAAAACUUAUCAUCCCAGGCUUUUGUUUCUCACUGCUUUGCACUCUAGGUUUCCUCUAGCCUUUUGUUGAUUUCUAGGGCUGUGUUGUGAUUUGUCUUUUGUUUUUAUAUUUUUGUGGGAGGGCUUGAAUAUCUUCUCUGUUCUAAUCCUCAGGCACCUCGUGCAGCCUCACAUAAGCACUGGCCUGGGCCUCCUCCUCAACUGGGGUUGGACUGUGCCUCCCUCUGCUUUUACACUGUAGUAUGGCCCAGGCCUCCUCCUCAUCUGCAGUCACUCCUGGGAUUGGGCUGUGCCUCCCUCUCACCUGCACAGUCACAUUAUAGGGUUGGACUGUGCCUCCCUCACCUGCACAUUCAUUAUAGUGUUGGACUGUGUCUCCCUCUCACCUGCACAGUCACAUUAUAGGGUUUGACUGUGCCUCCCUCACCUGCACAGUCAAGUUAUAGUGUUGGACUGUGCCUCCUUCUCACCUGCACAGUCACAUUAUAGGGUUGGACUGUGCCUCCCUCUCACCUGCACAGUCACAUUAUAGGGUUUGACUGUGCCUCCCUCAUGCCUGCACAGUCACAUUAUAGGGUUGGACUGUGCCUCCCUCAUGCCUGCACAGUCACAUUAUAGGGUUGGACUGUGCCUCCCUCAUGCCUGCACAGUCACACAGGCAUCAUCCAGCCCUCCUGCUCAUCUGCAGUCACACUCCAAGCUUCUCAGAUUCCACUGGUGACGGUUUUAUCUUUGAAAGAAAGGAAAGAGUCAGUGUUUCUCUGGAAGGUAGGCUCAUUGGGCUCACUUAAGUGUCACUGUAAUUUGCUCCCUUUUGCACACUGAAGCAGCAGCUCUGUGAUGGGAGACUGUUUCAGGGCCAAAUCUUGCACUGGUGAGGGAUGUCCUACUGUAAUGAGCAAGAGUAUCGCAAUGCAGUUGAUAAUCAUAGCAUUCAUGGUCACCUGCAACAUAUUAACCAAGAUAGGCUACGAGACGUUAACGUCCUGUGGAGGUUGGUUUGUAAGUAAUCAUUAUUACUGCUGGCAACUUGAAAAAAAAGCCCUGGUGUGAAUUAAAGCCAUUUUGGGGAUUCUGCAAUUGGUAAGGGAAUGUAGGUAGGCUGUGAGCUAGCAGGUCAGUGGACCAGAGAGAUGCCUGCUCACAGACCCUAAGUCACAGUCACCACCUCUGUCCUGCAGAUAUGUGCAAUUCCAAACCUCCACUUUGAAUUCAAGUUGAUGCGUUAUGAUAUGUAUUAAAUAUCUAUGUAGAAAGGACCUGAAUAGAAGUAGAAUUCCCGAAUCUUUAGGUUGCACGAUUGCGAGCCGUUGACUUUAAGACGCUGUUGCUGAUGGCACACACAAAAGAAAUAUGCAAAAUGAGCGCUCAGAGGCUAACCCUCUCUGUGUUUUGUUAUUGCUGUGAUUAUAUCCAGAACGAGCAGACUCGCCCGAGUGCACCUUUCGGAACGGGAGCGGUUUCGACAGAGCCCGUUCUCAGUGCGACCCCCCCUCCCCCCAUCGCAGCAGUGCAUUUUGGGAAGUCUGAGUCGGGUAGACUGACGUGGAAAAAGAAUGGACUUGUACAUUUUCCAGGCUUCAUUCAAACUCAUCAAAUGUACCACUAAACGAUAUGAACGGGUACUCUGGUGGAGGAUACCAUGCCCUUCACCAGCCUUUUACUGCCUUUAUAUUACUGUACGCAAGGCCUCUGAGGCUCGUGUGGAGCUCAAAUACUGCUGACUUUAGGGGGUUCGCAGUUUAUUUACUGUGUAUUCUGAAAUAAGCUCACAUUGGCAUUUUUCAGGCUCAAUACAUUCCUAGGCAACUCGUCUUCGUCUCUUUUUCCCUCUCCCUCGGCUCCCCCGUCGUCCUCUGUCCCCGUUUUGCGUCCUGCCAAACUAGACGGCGGUGUUAGGGGAGAUGGGAAGUCCUCUGUAGUGAGUGUGACCCCCGCUCUGUUCCGCAGAACUGCACUGUGGGUGCACUGGAGCAACAGAGAGACAGAUCCUGCGCUUUUACAACAAACGGCUGUCAAGCACUGCUGAUUGAUCUAACCUCACACAUCACAAAGCCCUGUUAAGGUUUAAAAAAAACAAAAAAAAAACAGAAAAAAGGAUUGUGAUAGAUAUGCAUUUGUAAAAUAGACAAGGGACAAUGAAAUGUAUCUGUGGAAAGAUCUUUAUAUGUUAAACGGUUUACAGGCUGUUGCAAAAAUAGCCUGCCCCCACCCCCUCCUGAAAAAAACAUCCUCUGGUGUUUGCUUUUCUGUUUUUCAUCAACUUUAAGAAAACAAACUGUAAAAAAAAAAAUAGGCAAAAGACAAUCUUGGAAAGGUGUAAUUUGUUCACUGUUUGAUUUCAGUUCCUUUUCUGUGUGCAGCUAUUGUAUACAGUGUGUCUUGGAGACCACAGAGUAUUUUAGCCAUAAUCAGAGCAUUCUUACUGGACUUCUGACUCUUUGGGAUCGGUAGAGCACUCACACUGGCUCACCGUUUACACAUUUUUAUCUGAUUUCUAUUUUUAUUAUUAUUACUAUUAUUUUAUAUAUUUUUUGUAGUGCAAGUAAGUGGUCUUUUCAGAAAUAUUUUGUACAAUACCAACGUCACAAGAGAAGUUAACUGUCAGCCUAAACAUUCCAAACAAGGAUGUCGACACAUUUAGCAACCAACCUGACUGGCAUCAUUUAGGAAUGUGGGGUUACCCAGCAUGCAGUUUUAGCAUUUCUCAGGAUGGAGAGGACCUGCUACUGCAGGACAGUGCCACCACUUAGACCACACACAUUGUAGUGCGGUGUGGGCCUGAGUGCAGCCAACAAAAAAAAGAUCCUCGCCCUCAUCCAAUCAGAAGGCUUGGGCUCUCCAGCUUUGGUGGCUAUUGGCUGUUGGCUCCUUGAGUGGACAUAAUCAAGUGCACAAAGGGCAGCCCUUGACACUGAGAGACUAUUCCACAGGAGCACAGGCCACACAUGCAGGUGUAUUGCUGGUCAGGGUUCUUGCUAAUGAACACAUACUUUAUCUGCUUUGGUCAGAUGUAUAGCUCAGCAAAAAGAAAAAAGAAAAAAAAUUAAAAAUGACCUAUCUUUUUAUUUUUCUAUUGGGGCAGUGUACAGCUACAGUCUAAUCAAAAUGGUUUCCGACCAUAGUCUGUUUCAUUUUAUAAUUUGGUGGUGCUUUAGAUUUUUCUGUCUCUGUUUUUAGGUUUUCCUCUUUACCUACCAGGAGCUGACGUUCUUAUCGCAGUUUCUGUUUGUUCCUAAUUCCAAUGUGAAACUGUAUUUUUUCCUCCUGAUUUUGGACUCAGUGGAAGUGUGAUGUUUACAUGUACAGAUUUUUUGCGAUUCUUUUUGUUGUUUUGUUCGAUUAUGUUUUUUCUCCUCCCCCUUUCCCGCUCCCCCAAAAACCUGUUAUAAUUUAAUCUGAUACAUAGUACAGGGAGAGGAAAUGGGACCAAGUCUAGAUAAGGUUCAGUUCAUUUACAUUGGAGGAGAAACCGACUUGUUGUAUAUGUGAUGGAGCUGUGUCCUUGGCUUCUGACAAUUACUCUACUAGCCAAUUAAGUACUUACAAACCAGUGGCUUCACAAGAAACCAAAAGCCUGGUGUAACCACUAGCCUUCACAUUAAUAAAAAUUUUCUUCAGUGAAUCAUAAGCCAUUUAUUGUACAUUCCCUGAAUAGGGUUCACUAGAUUUAAGAAAACAAUGGCAUACAAACCUCAGGUAAAGGACCACAGUUUUUAAACAUACGUCUUACUGAAUAAAGGCCCAUUUCCCUCUUUGAUACCACAUAAAUUAUAUCAAAUAAUUAUUCUUUUUUAUAUUUAUUGUGUUAUAUAUAACAGUGGAUACUUUUUUUCCAGUACAUGUGGCUAAAUAUUUUAAUUCUUUAGAAAAGUGUUGAUAAAUAUAUAUGUGAAGCAACAAAAAGAAAAAGAGAAAAAAAAAAUCAACUUCUGUUUGUUUAAUGCGAAACAGCAUGGGCAGUUAUCUUUUACCUUACAUAUCACUUUGAUUUAUGAAAUACCAAUGAUUUGAAAUGAAGCUUUCUUCAGUGUGAUGUCACUGCUAAGGUAAAAACGUUGGUUUCCAAACAUAACAUUGUGACUCUUUUCUCCCAAGCUGUAAGUCACAAAGCUAAAUAUACUAAUAAAACAGUGUGCUAUAUAUCAAACAGAA